AUGCAAAAAAAUCGCCAAACUGAUGGUUGUCGAUUUGAUUUUCCAAAGCCAGCAAGUGUUAACACCGUUUGUCUUGGACCAGAUGAAGCACUUGCUAACAAUGGACGAUUUUGUAUAUUGAAACGAACCUCAAAUGAAGCCAUGGUAAACAAUUACAAUGCAGUUCUUUUAAAUCUAUGGAAGGGAAAUAUUGACGUGCAACCGUGUGGUAAUGUCACCGCUGUGGCCUACUACGUCGCAAAAUAUGCCAGUAAAUGCGAACCACAUGACACAGGUGAUGUAAUUCGAGAAGCUAUUUCGAAUGCUAAGAGACAAGGUGGUGAUGUUUGGAAACAAUUGUUUUCAAUAUCAAUGACUAUUUUAAAUAAACGCUUGGUGAGUGCGCCCGAAUGCGCUUACAGAUUAUGCCAUUUGCCAUUGAAAAUGUCGUCGCGAAAGACUGUUUUUGUGAAUAGAUGCAGGCCGGAGGAACGUUACAGACUCCUGAGAUUUGAUAGUGAUGAAACCAGUAUUUACAAUAAUAUUUUUGAUCGUUAUGUAUUACGCCCAAACGAGCUGGAGAAUUUAAGCCUUGCGGAAUUUGCCGUCCGUUUUGAAACCGUCUCUAACACGACAUGGUCAGAGGACAAUGGGGAUGCGGAACUGAGAGACGAAGAUAUUACGCCAGAGAGGUAUAUCAGAUUGCAGGACAAUACGAGAUUGCGUGUAAGAAAUAGACCGGCAGUGUUACGUACCCGCUAUUAUACAAUUAAUAGCGACAAAGAAGCAUAUUAUUACAGUUUAUUAGUAUGCCAUAUACCAUUUCGUAAUGAAGGCGAAUUACUUUUCGAAAAUGAAACCGCUGAAGACUGUUUUAUAAGACGAAAAGGGGAACUUCGCCCGUUGCAGGGUGACAUCAGUUCAGAACAAAUUGGUCAUGCCGAAUUAAUUAUUCAACAAGCUGUUGCGCAAGCUACCGCGCUUAAUGCUGCGCGUGAAACCGAUAUAGGCAAUGCUUCCAUGUUAUGUGUUGGUGAAAAAAUUUUACAUGACGAUGAUAACUUUUGUGAAGACAUGGACGAACGAGCCGUCAUAUCAGAUGAAUUGUUCCUAGGAAGCAUUCGAGGAUUAAAUAUCCAACAGAAGGAAUUAUUUCAGAAAGUUUCAACGGAAAUCGAAAACGAUUUGCAUGGACAAGAAAGCCAGCUGUUACUUUUUAUCACGGGCGGUGCAAGCAGUGGUAAAUCAUUUCUGCUGAAAUUAAUCGUGGAGCACAUUAAGCGUUGUUACGCACCAACAGUAGAUAUACUGCUGAAGCCUAAAUUUGUGGAAGUUGGGUCGCUAACCGGGGUUGCCGCUCGUCAAAUUUUUGGCAAAACGCUACAUAGUAUUUUCUUGCUUCCGAUUGAAAAAAAAAUUCUAUGA
Molecule: messenger RNA, 1404 nt
Organism: Parnassius apollo (apollo)
Lineage: Eukaryota; Metazoa; Arthropoda; Insecta; Lepidoptera; Papilionidae
Source: the annotation of a GenBank genome assembly